Messenger RNA from Nyctereutes procyonoides (raccoon dog), 2640 nucleotides. It is a transcript of the gene MAN1C1, whose product is annotated as mannosidase alpha class 1C member 1. Gene Ontology annotation, molecular function: mannosyl-oligosaccharide 1,2-alpha-mannosidase activity; calcium ion binding. The record is from RefSeq and is a predicted model, not a curated record. The transcript is spliced from 12 exons. Gene Ontology annotation, cellular component: endoplasmic reticulum; extracellular exosome; Golgi membrane. Bases 97 to 1992 code for a protein of 631 amino acids. Gene Ontology annotation, biological process: N-glycan processing; carbohydrate metabolic process. Lineage: Eukaryota; Metazoa; Chordata; Mammalia; Carnivora; Canidae.
GAGCGCCUGCUGGCCGGGGCCUGCCCUCCGAGGGCCCCGGGGCCCGGCCGCCGCUGACCGGCCCCCGCCCCGGCCCCCGCCCCGCGCCAGGCCACGAUGCUCAUGAGGAAAGUGCCUGUCUUCGUCCCGGCCUCCCCGUGGGGGCUGCGGCUGCCGCAGAAGUUCGUCUUCCUUCUCUUCCUCUCGGGCCUCGUCACCCUGUGCUUCGGGGCCCUCUUCCUGCUGCCCAACUCCUCUCGCCUCAAGCGCCUCUUCCUGGCCCCCCGGACCCAGCAGCCCGGCCUGGAGGUGGUGGCCGAAGUCGCCGGCCACCCGCUGGCCCGCGAGCCGGAGUCGCCUCCCAACCCGGCCCCCGCCGUGCCCGCCCCGGGCGGGGGCGACGCCAGCAGCCAGGCCAGUCCCCGCCGCCGGAACGCGUGGCCGCGGCGCCCCCACCCCACCGGGGCUCGGGAGGCGGCCACGGCGGCCCGGGGCGGCGGCGGCGCGGCCCUCGGGCCCCAGGACGGGGGCGUCCCGUUUAGCUUUGACUUCAGCGCGUUCCGGAGCCGCCUGCGCCACCCGGUCCUGGGGACGAGGGUGGACGAGAGCAAGGAGCCCCAGAGCCUGGUUCGGGCCCGGCGGGAGAAGAUCAAGGAGAUGAUGCAGUUCGCCUGGCAGAGCUACAAGCUUUAUGCAAUGGGGAAAAAUGAGCUCCGGCCACUCACAAGAGACGGCUAUGAGGGCAACAUGUUUGGAGGCCUCAGUGGGGCAACCAUCAUUGACUCCCUUGACACCCUCUACCUCAUGGAGCUGCAGGAGGAGUUCCAGGAGGCCAAGGCCUGGGUUGAAGAGAACUUCCACCUGAAUGUGAGUGGAGAAGCAUCCUUGUUUGAGGUGAACAUCCGGUACAUCGGAGGACUCCUCUCAGCCUUCUACCUGACUGGAGAAGAGGUGUUCCGAGUAAAGGCCAUCAAGCUGGGAGAGAAACUCCUACCAGCCUUCAACACCCCCACGGGAAUCCCAAAAGGUGUUGUAAACUUCAAAAGCGGCUCCAAUAGGAGCUGGGGCUGGGCCAUGGCAGGGAGCAGCAGCAUCCUGGCUGAGUUUGGAUCCCUGCACUUGGAGUUCUUACACCUCACCGAGCUCUCUGGCAACCAGGUCUUCGCAGAAAAGGUCAGGAACAUCCGGAAGGUCCUCAGGAAGAUCAACAAGCCCUUCGGCCUCUACCCCAACUUCCUCAGCCCAGUGAGCGGGAACUGGAUGCAACACCACGUCUCGGUUGGAGGACUUGGGGAUAGUUUUUAUGAAUAUUUGAUCAAAUCCUGGUUGAUGUCGGCCAAGACAGAUGUGGAAGCUAAAGAGAUGUACUACGAAGCCUUGGAGGCAAUAGAGACCUACUUGCUGAAUGUCUCUCCUGGGGGGCUGACCUACAUUGCUGAGUGGCGAGGGGGGAUUCUGGACCACAAGAUGGGGCACCUGGCCUGUUUCUCUGGGGGCAUGAUCGCCCUCGGCGCUGAGGAUGCCAAGGAAGAAAAGAGGGCCCACUACCGAGAGCUCGCAGCCCAGAUCACCAAGACGUGCCACGAGUCGUACGCCCGCUCAGAUACCAAACUGGGGCCCGAGGCCUUCUGGUUUAACUCCGGCAGAGAGGCAGUGGCCACACAGCUGAGCGAGAGCUACUAUAUCCUGCGGCCCGAGGUGGUGGAGAGCUACAUGUACCUGUGGCGACAGACCCACAACCCCAUCUACAGGGAGUGGGGCUGGGAAGUGGUGAUGGCCUUGGAGAAAUACUGUCGAACGGAAGCUGGUUUCUCUGGAAUCCAAGACGUGUACAGUAGCAUCCCCAACCACGACAACAAGCAGCAGACUUUCUUUCUCGCGGAGACACUAAAGUAUCUCUAUCUUCUGUUCUCUGAAGAUGACAUGCUCUCCCUGGAAGACUGGGUGUUCAACACAGAGGCCCACCCCCUCCCCGUGAACCACUCAGACAGCUCCAGCAGGGCUGGGGGCUGACCCUGACCCGUCUCCCUGCCGCACCGGGGCCCCAAGGGCUGCCUUGCCUUUUCAGGAUGCGGGACUAUUCUCAAAGGGAUUGGGAACAUAGGCCCCAUUCCAGGCAGACCCAGGGCAGAUGUGUCGGACGAGCAACUUCUUUUCCUCUGUGAGGAGACAGGACUUGGAGACGCAGCGAUGUCACCCCAGGCCCAGACUUUCCUUUCUAUGGAGAAUUUCUAUGAAACCCACUCCCUUGCCAUUCCAGGGCCCAGUGAAUGAAGGUUUGCAUAUUGUCCCCAUGUCUUUGAUUCACUUCCUCUCAUUCGGGGAGUGUUUGUUUUGCUUGAUUUUGCCUUUUCUCUGCAGUUGUGUUUUAUCACAAAUUAUAAAUAUAGUUUCAAAAUCGUGUGCUUUUGAAAGCAGCAGCAUCUUGAUAAACUAAACCUUAAGGUGUUUGCACACUCAAACCUUGACCCCAUUUUCUAUAUUUUAAAUACCUUUUACCCAACAUUUACUAUACGUUCAACUAUGUGGCAUUACCUUAUAAUUUGAGGAGGCAUUCCCUUUUGAUUUGGGCCUAAGUGUUAACAAAUCACUAGUGCUAUUUUCAUUAUUGUAAUGGAAAAAUCUGUAAACUUACAAUAAAAGAGUUUAUUGAAUAAGAAA